AUGGCCAAGUUCGAGCGUAACUAUGUGUCAGGAUGGGUGCCCAGGAACCCCAAGAUAUUCACUGUGGUGGUCAUAGCGGUCGCUGUCAUCAAUUCUGCGACACUGGGCUAUGAUUCGUCGGUGAUGAAUGGACUGCAAAUUCUGCCAUCCUACACAGAGUACUUUAACCUCAACACUACCACCAAUGGCCUCAACAACGCUGCUGCAUGGAUGGGUGCCAUCUUGUCCGGUCCUUUGAUGCAGAUCGUCCCGGAUACGUAUGGUCGCAAGAAUGCUAUCCUGUUCUCUGCCAUCAUCUGUUUUAUCGGAAUCAUCUUACAGAGCGCGGCACAGAACAUCGGCAUGUUCAUCGUGGCGCGAAUCAUUAUCGGCCUUGGUUCUCAGCUGUCCAGUGGCGCGGCACCUGCGCUGCUGGGUGAACUCCUUCCGGCUGUUACUCGAGGGCGGAUUUUAGGAUUCUUCUUUUCUUGCUUCUAUGUAGGCAGCCUGUUAUCUGCCAUUAUCAAUUAUGGCAGCCAGAACAUCCAGUCGACCUGGUCCUGGAGACUCCCCUCGAUGCUUCAAGUGAUUCCCAGCUUGCUCGCCUUGGUCUUGCUGCCUUUCGUUCCUGAGUCUCCCCGCUGGUUGCUCUCCAAAGGCAGGCACGAGCAUGCACGAGAGGUAUUGAUUGUUGUUCAGGGAGGCGGUAACCCCGAAUCCGAAAGCGUGCAGACAACAUUCGCAGAAAUCGAAAGCGCUCUGGCCGCCGAAACGGCCAUGUCCAACUCCAAUCCCUGGGUCGAGAUUGCGGCCACUCCAGCGAACAGGAAGCGCCUCCUGAUUCUGUGCACCUUCGGUGUCAUGAUCAACUCUUUUGGCAACUUUGUCAUCUCGUUCUACUUGGACAAGAUACUCACCCAGGCCGGCAUCACCGAAGUCAAUACGAAGACCCAGAUCAAUGUCAUCCUGAGCUGUUGGUCUUUUGUUGUGGCUUGCUGUGGCAGCUACUUGCUCGACUUCAUCGGCCGACGCAAGCAGGCACUCGGCAGCGUGGCCGGGAUGAUCGUGUGCUUAUAUGCCAUUGCCGGAAUGAUCAAGACAUUUGGAGAAAGCUCCAACAAAUCCGGAAUCUACGGCACCAUCGCCUUCAUCUUCCUGUUCCAAGGCCUCUACGCAUUCUCCAUCACCCCUCUGACGAGUCUGUACCCGACCGAAGUCUCACAGUAUAAACUCCGUACCACUGGGAUCGCCAUUUUCCGCAUGCUGGACAGCGGAUUCGGGCUCAUGGCGUCCUUUGCGCUCUCUUAUGCCAUGGCAGACCUGGGAUGGAAGUUCUAUUUGAUCAAUGCUUCUUACAACAUCAUCUUCCUGGCCAUUAUCUACUUCACCUGGGUGGAGACCAAGGGGAUUCCGCUGGAGGAAAUCGCACUUAAAUUCGAGGGAUCUGCUGCCUUUGCUGACUCCAGCGUCCUCGCUAUCACUGGUCAGCAUGUGGAGGAGACGCAAAUGGUGGAAACGAAGCAAGCAAAGUCAGAAGUGAGCAACGAUUCGUCGGCCUGA
Messenger RNA from Exophiala aquamarina CBS 119918, 1539 nucleotides. RefSeq lists its product as uncharacterized. Gene Ontology annotation, molecular function: carbohydrate:proton symporter activity. Bases 1 to 1539 code for a protein of 512 amino acids. Gene Ontology annotation, biological process: carbohydrate transport; transmembrane transport. The transcript has 5 exons. The record is from RefSeq and is a predicted model, not a curated record. Gene Ontology annotation, cellular component: membrane. Lineage: Eukaryota; Fungi; Ascomycota; Eurotiomycetes; Chaetothyriales; Herpotrichiellaceae.